Canariomyces notabilis is the source of this 1428-nucleotide messenger RNA. Its product is annotated as glycoside hydrolase family 62 protein. Bases 151 to 1113 code for a protein of 320 amino acids. Gene Ontology annotation, biological process: L-arabinose metabolic process. The transcript has a single exon. Lineage: Eukaryota; Fungi; Ascomycota; Sordariomycetes; Sordariales; Chaetomiaceae. The record is from RefSeq and is a predicted model, not a curated record. Gene Ontology annotation, molecular function: alpha-L-arabinofuranosidase activity.
UCGGCGGACCUUAUAAGGUCCAGUCUUCCAUCGGCUUGCUCGAUCUCCUUCGAUGCUCAGACAGCUCAGUUCAUCCCCCUCGAGGCGGAAGCAAGGAACACGACUCGGACGAGACCUGUUAGCCCCAGUAGAGUCAUUUCUAUCGCUCACAUGAUGCUCGCCGGUAUUACUCUGCUGGCUUCGGCGGCGGCCGUCGCGGCACAGUCAUGCGCUCUCCCAUCGACUUACCGUUGGACCUCGACGGGACCGUUGGCCCAGCCGAGGUCGGGAUGGGUCUCGUUGAAGGACUUCACCACGGUCCCCUAUAACGGCCAGAACCUGGUGUAUGCGACGACCCAUGACACGGGAUCGAGCUGGGGGUCGAUGAACUUUGGCCUCUUCAGGAACUGGACUGAUAUGGCCUCGGCAAGCCAGAACGCAAUGAGCUUUUCCGCGGUUGCGCCUACACUCUUCUACUUCGCCCCCAAAAAUAUCUGGGUGCUCGCCUACCAGUGGGGUCCGACCACAUUCUCGUAUCGGACUUCAAGCAAUCCCACCAACGCGAACGGAUGGUCAUCGCCCCAGCCACUGUUUACCGGCACCAUCUCGGGUUCCGACACAGGCCCCAUCGACCAGACCCUCAUUGCCGACAACCAGAACAUGUACUUGUUCUUCGCAGGAGACAACGGCAAGAUCUACCGGGCCAGCAUGCCUCUCAAUAAUUUCCCAGGCAGUUUCGGCAGCGCGUCGACGGUCAUCAUGAGCGAUACAAAGAACAACCUGUUUGAAGCAGUGCAGGUCUACAAGGUCCAGGGCCAGAACCAGUAUCUCAUGCUUGUCGAGUCGAUUGGGGCCAACGGGCGCUACUUCCGUUCCUACACGGCCACCAGCCUGGCGGGUUCGUGGACGCCACAGGCCACGUCCGAAAGCCGGCCCUUUGCCGGAAAGGCGAACAGCGGUGCCACCUGGACCAACGACAUCAGCCACGGCGAUCUGAUUCGCGUCAACCCGGACCAGACUAUGACGGUUGACCCGUGCAGGUUGCAAUUGCUCUACCAGGGACGCGCUCCCAACUCGGGCGGCGAUUACGGAAAAUUGCCCUACCGCCCGGGCGUGCUCACCCUGGUAAGAUAAGGUCCUAGGCGCUCCUGUUCAUGUUGUCGACGUUCAUAAAGGUUGGCUGUCUUUUGGUGGUGGACGUUUGGCAACUGCCUAGUACUUCAUGGUACUCUGUUCUAGCGUUUGAGCUUGAGGACCUGGUGGCGGAGAGAAGGUGAUCAGCCAAGAUUGGGGGCGGUUGCAGGUUGUGGUGCUUACCUGUCUAGGUGGCAUCGUCAGCAUCUGUUGAGAUAAGUAUUGGCAUUCAUUAGUACCUAUUGACUACGUACAUAUUUUGGUUUCAGUAAAUAUAUUUUGGUUGAAUCAAGUCGCUUGGCGUAUCAUACAUCU